Messenger RNA from Aspergillus mulundensis, 1569 nucleotides. Its product is annotated as MFS transporter. The record is from RefSeq and is a predicted model, not a curated record. Gene Ontology annotation, cellular component: membrane. Gene Ontology annotation, biological process: transmembrane transport. The coding region runs from base 1 to 1569 and encodes 522 amino acids. NCBI's taxonomy places the organism in Eukaryota, Fungi, Ascomycota, Eurotiomycetes, Eurotiales, Aspergillaceae. Gene Ontology annotation, molecular function: transmembrane transporter activity. The transcript has 2 exons.
AUGGCCUCCCAAAGCACACUGACCCCCAGCCCGAGUCUCAGCCGCGAGAUCUCUCGCGACAAAAGCCCCCCGCCCCUCCAAGACGCCGACCUCGAAAAAGCGCCCACCACACCCUCCCCCCGCCAGUCCUCCCGCCAAGUCUUCCCAGAGACCGACCUCGACGCCGGCAUCGUCGCCUGGGACAGCCAAGAUGACCCCGCGAAUCCCAUGAACUUCACACAGUCGCGGAAGUGGACGCUGCUCGGCCUCGUCAGCGCGGUGACGGUCAUCUCGCCGCUGGCGUCGAGCAUGUUCUCGCCUGCCCUCGAAGACCUCGCGAGCGAUAUGGACAUCACGAACGACACGCUGCUGUCGUUCACGGUGAGCAUUUAUCUGCUGGGGUAUACGUUCGGCCCCAUGCUCCUCGCCCCGCUCAGCGAGAUCUACGGCCGCCGCAUCGUCCUCAGCUGCGCGAACUGGUUCUUCGUCGUCUGGCAGAUCGGAUGCGCGCUCGCCCCGAAUCUCGCAUCGCUGAUCAUCUUCCGGCUCCUCGCGGGCGCCGGCGGCUCCGGCUGCAUUACGCUCGGCGCCGGUGUCAUCGCCGACCUGUUCCCCGUGCACCAGCGCGGCCUCGCGACGUCGCUAUGGAGCCUUGGGCCGCUGAUGGGGCCUGUUAUCGGACCCAUUGCCGGUGGGUUCGUGGGCGAGAGUAUCGGGUGGCGAUGGGUGUUUUGGCUCCUCCUUAUUUCCGGCGGUGCGCUGUCCUUCGCGAUUGAGUGCUUUAAUAAAGAGACCUACGCGCCUGUUAUACUGCGCUGGAAGACCGACAAGCUGGGCAAGGAGCUUGGGCGGAGUGAUCUGCGCAGCCACUACGACAUCGAAGGGAAUGAUGUGAGUCCCGCGCGCGUGCUGAAGCUAGGGUUAAAGAGGCCGAUCAUCCUCCUCUGCAAAUCGCCCAUCGUGCUUUUUCUCGCAACAUACAUCGCCCUCCUCUACGGCCUACUGUAUCUAUUCUUCACGACAAUCCCCACCGUCUUCGGCGACCAGUACGGCUUCUCGCCUGGCCUUUCGGGCCUCGCAUACCUGGGCAUCGGGAUCCCCGUGUUCAUCGGCCUGGUGAUCAUCGCCACAACAUCCGACAAGAUCCUUCUGCGCCUUGCAGCCCGCAACGGCGGGAAAUUCGAGCCUGAGAUGCGCCUUCCGGCUAUGGUCUUCUGGUCGUUCUUCAUCCCCGUCUCGUUCUUCUGGUAUGGGUGGGCUGCGGAUAAGAAGGUUCAUUGGAUCGUCCCGAUCCUGGGUAUGAGUCCCUUUGGCUUGGGGAUGAUGGGAGCUUGGAUGCCGAUUCAGAUUUACAUCAUUGAUUGCUAUCCCAUGUAUGCGGCGAGCGGGAAUGCGGCGUUGACUGCGAGCCGGUCCCUUGUUGGGGCGCUGUUGCCCCUGGCUGGCCCGAAGAUGUUUGAGAGCCUGGGCAUUGGGUGGGGAAAUUCGUUGCUGGGGUUCAUUGCGUUGGGGUUUGUGCCGCUUACGGUGCUUUUAACGAGGUAUGGGAAGAGUAUAAGGGAGAGGUUUCCGGUUGAUUUGGAGAAGUAA